CGGGAGAGGGCGAGACGGAGUGCAGGGGUUCGCGGUGAUUGCGGAGCCGGGGGAUUUUAUUGCUGGAACCUGCUCCUCCAGAUAAAAAGGAUCGUUUACGGACGGAAGGCGACGCUCCGGUUUACAGUAUCUGCAUUGCUUUUCAGUCAUGCAUUGAAACAUGGUUUUAUCUAUUUAACACCUCAAGACACUAAGCUACAAACUUUGGAGACAUAGUGCUUUCAAGUAAGAUGAGCCUGACGUGCUGAGUAUUUCCAACAUUUUCUAUUUACCUUGGAUAGUUAACAUCGCCCAAAGUAAAGAAUAAUUAAAAGAAGCCAACUUAUUGUCCACCUUUUCUCCUAAUCUGAUAUCCAAAACCAUAUACAUUUUCAACUGGAGAGCUGAGGAAACCAACAACUGCAGAAAUGACCGUUCAUGGAGUUACAAUUCCAUUCUUUGGAGCAUACAUUCUACUGAUCGUACAGAUUCAAAGUCAGAAUCCUGACAACAUGCUAAUGGGAACAGGCAUGAAGAUAAAUGGUGUUACAGUGGCACCUGAAGAUGCAGAGCCAAGGCUUCAUUGUUAUUGUUCGGGUCACUGUGCAACAGAAGAAGGCAACAACACAUGCAAAACAAAUGGAAAUUGUUUUGCCAUCAUUGAAGAGGAUGAAAAUGGAGAAAUUACCCUUGGUUCUGGUUGCAUGAGGUUAGAAGGAGCAGAUUUCCAGUGCAAGGAUUCAACAAAAGUAAGGAAACGGAGAACAAUUGAAUGCUGCAAGACUGAUUUUUGUAACAAGGAUUUACGUCCAACACUUGUGCCGAUUACUAAUACAGAUGGACUAUUUGAAGGUGAUAUCCAUCGGUUAGGCCUGUUAAUCUCUCUGAUUGUCUGCAUCGUUGUGUUGAUUGUAAUCACAACGGCCUUCUAUUUCAGGUACAAAGGGCAAGCAGGUAGACGGCGUUACAACAGGGAUCUUGAGCAGGACAUGGCCUUUAUUCCACCGGGCGAGUCACUGAAAGACUUAAUUGACCAGUCACAGAGUUCUGGAAGUGGAUCUGGACUCCCUCUACUGGUGCAACGUACAAUUGCAAAGCAGAUUCAAAUGGUUCGACUAGUGGGUAAAGGCCGCUAUGGUGAGGUAUGGAUGGGGAGAUGGCGUGGUGAAAAGGUGGCAGUAAAGGUGUUCCCUUCUGCAGAAGAAGCCAGCUGGUUUCGUGAGACUGAGAUUUACCAGACUGUUCUAAUGCGACAUGAAAGUAUUUUGGGAUUUAUUGCUGCAGACAUUGAAAGCAAAGGUUCUUCGACGUGGCUGUACCUGAUUACAGAUUACCAUGAGAAUGGCUCACUGUAUGACUAUUUGAAGUGCACAGUUCUUGAUACCAAAGCUCUACUAAAGUUGGCUUACUCUACUGCCAGUGGCCUCUGUCAUCUCCAUACAGAAAUCUAUGGUACACAAGGCAAGCCUGCUAUUGCACAUCGUGACUUAAAGAGCAAAAACAUCCUGGUGAAAAAGAAUGGAACGUGCACUAUUGCUGACCUUGGCCUAACUGUGAAAUUCAACAGUGACACAAAUGAAGUUGAUAUCCCAUUGAAUACCCGAGUGGGAACUAAACGAUACAUGGCACCAGAAGUGCUAGAUGAAAGCCUCAACAAGAACCAAUUCCAGGCAUAUUUGAUGGCAGAUAUAUACAGCUUUGGCUUAGUGAUUUGGGAAAUGUCACGUCGUUGUCUCACAGGAGGUAUUGUAGAGGAUUACCAGUUGCCAUAUUAUGAUAUGGUGCCAAAUGACCCCUCUUAUGAAGAUAUGAGGGAAGUGGUGUGUGUUAAAUGCCUCCGUCCAACAGUUUCUAACAGGUGGAACAGCGAUGAGUGUUUAAGAGCAGUUCUGAAAUUGAUGUCAGAAUGUUGGGCCCAUAAUCCUGCCUCUCGGUUGACAGCACUAAGAGUGAAGAAAACACUUGCCAAAAUGGUGGAAUCUCAAGACAUCAAGAUCUGAUCAAGCCUCUCGACAAUUGACAGCGUUGUUCUAGAGGGGCAGAGACAUCUGGCGUGUGAUCAGAAAGAUGGGCAUUUGCUUGCCACAAAACUUACUUCACACCAUACUAGAUAGGCUGCUAAUGAUCUUUUGAAUUCAGGAGUGUUUCAUGCAUGGCAUAUGUGUGAGAAGAAAGGACUUCUGAUAACAAGCUUCCAUACGUUACUUCAUAAAAGACAGCAAAAUGUUUUAACAAUACAAGACUCUAACUUGAUGUUGUUGGAGCAUCUUAAACUUCCUUGGAUUUCUAUGUGUCUCUGACUUUUUUUGUGCUCUGCAAUCCAAAGUGGAAUGUUGAUAGCUGGCCUUUUGUGAACCCUAAGAAUGGUGUCUCACAGCCAGGAGAUGGUGCUUUCUGUGAAAGCCUCAGUCUGAAUCAUUUUGCAAAACUAUUGCUGGUAUUUUAAUAGCUACUUUUCAUCUAUCUGUCAGUGGGGUCUGCCAGGUUCUCUAUUGGGUUCUAAAGGCACGACAGUUACGUCCCAAUUCUGCCCUAAAGUCUGUUGAAUCAGCUGGUCUUUUGUGCGUUUGCAAGAACUUUAAAAGUACUCACUUCACAGAGUGAGUUUCUGCUGGUGCCUCGCAAUGAUGAGGUUUCUUCUCUCAAUCCAGAACACUGCCCAGGUUGCAAAUUGGAGGCUACAGACUCAGGAUUCUUUACUUCCUUGAAACACAUUUUUUCUUGUUAACUCUUAUGUCCAUUCCUGCUUUUAUCGUUAAUCACUCACUUGCUUUCUCUUUUACAAAAGAGUAAGCAGUAGGGAGAACCUUGAAUUUGAUUUCUGUUAGCUGGCAAAAUUAUUUUAAAAUUGUUGUCAACUUUGUAAAGAGUAGAAUGGUACUUAAUUUUGGAAAUGAACACCAGCUCUCUGUUUUGUUAAUUAUGUUCUUGCAGUUUUACAUUGGGUAAUAAUCGUGACCCUCUGGAUGAAGCAUUUUUCAUUAUUUGAACCUGAAAGGAUAGAUUAUUAGAGAAGGUCCAUUUUAGGCCACAACAUAUCUCUCAUCUCAGAACUUUUCAUGCAGUGUCUGCUAUUACUGUAUUGGUCGUAAGAUGUCUUUAAAUUACAAGUGCAUUAUUCUGCUCGUAUGUGUAGCGGGGUGGGUUGCUGUUCCAUUAUAACAAUACUAACUUUUACUUGGAAGCAAGCAUGUAAAACUCUACAUCUUUAGAACGACUUUCGCUAAGGUAAUGUGUUCUGUGAGCAUUCUUUAUGUUUGCACCAGUAUUCACCCAGAUUAAGUUGUGUUUCAAAAGGUUGUCACUAACUUGUUCUCACAAAGUGUGGCAUUGCAUGUAUUUAUUUUUGAGGAUGAGUUAUCACUGUUAAGGAUCCUGAGCAAUCACGCUAUUUCCCAUAUCUGCAUUUAGUUGUUCGAUUCUAUUUUGUCAUAGUUCCUUAGCAAUCAAUAGGGACUGUCAGAAGGAGUGUGAACUUCACUGCGUUCCAGGAGAAAACACUUGAAGCUGUGAAGUGUUGGUUCAUUUAAAAUAAUGUAUUGUCAAUUCAUCUGAAUAAUUCCAAAGUAUAUUCAUGUAUUGAUGAAUUUUAAUAAUCCUAUUAAUAGUGGCUGUCUAAUGUGCCAGGUUCUUGGAUGCCUCAAUCUUGUAAAUGUUAUGUAACAUAAUGUUUAUAUUUUGUGUAGCAUGGCUGAUGAUAAUCUGCAAGCUAUUCUUGUAAAUCUGAUAGCCAAAGUAGGACUUGAAGCUUUUUUUUCCCUGACAAGAGGGAUGUUGAAGAUACAGUGUAAUUCAUUCAUAAACAUGAUUGACUUUGUUACAUACCAUGCAGAGUUAUACAUCUGCAUUCCUUGGUUCUCAUGUUUGUAUUGAAUUUGAAAGAUACUGUAUCAUGUUCAAUGUUGAUUAGCCAGUUAUAAUCUGCUGCCCAGUCAAUAAUAUUGUAAUAUGCUUAGGCCCUGACCUCUGAUGCAUUGCACCAGAGGCGAUUCUGUUUUUCCCAUGAGUCUGAAAGGCCCACAACAUUAUUAGUGUGUUUUACUUUACAUUUGAGAUUUACGGAAGUGUUCCUUUUUGAGAAAAUUCAAAUAUUUUUUAUCAUUUUUAAUGCUGCAGGAAUUCAUACUGACUGCUGAAACUUUUUAAACUCUAGAGAAUAAUGAAUGAUUGGAAUAAAGGUGAAUUACACUGGCUGUCCCUGCCAGUAUUCUGCAUUCUCUCAUCAUUUAUUAUUUUAAUACAGCGGCUGUUUUUAUGAAUUCCUUUUCUUAAAAUAGCAUCUCACUGAGGUGCAUUCAGUUCAUAGUGGAGCUGGAGAUAGAGAACAUAUUUUUAUAAUGGAAGUACAAAAUGGCCAAGUAAAUCUGGAAGAUAGGGGUGAGACCUGAAACUCUAGUCCACUUCUGUUAAAGAUACUCCUAUCUUUCAAAUGAAGUUGUGUGAAUUAGAGAGUUUUUUCAAAGAAAGUGUUUUUAAUUAUUGUGCCUUUUUUGUUAAAUCAGCCUGCCUUUAUUUUAUUUAAAGGAGAGAAAGGGGGAUUUACCACUUGCCAGUCCAAUGUGUCAUCCAAAAAUGUCUCAUUAUAGCAUAGACAAAAUGACAAAUCAGACUAUUUUGCAAUCAUUUAGUCAGCUACUUUGUACAUAACAAAUGGACAGACAACAGAGGGUUAAAGCAGUGAUGUUAAUCUAAUGCUUAUGUCAUCGCAAGUCAAACAAACUGAUCACAUUAAACUAAGCAUAAAGACUUAUAAACAUAUUUUGUACAGCAUCUGGUAAAAGGUGCCUUAUUGCGUUUACCACAGAUUACUUUGCAAGAGGUGCAUCAUGUACACAGAUUAUGUCCUGUAUCUGAAUAUUAAGUAAAUAACAUUAUUUUAGUACACAGUU
Molecule: messenger RNA, 4868 nt
Organism: Hypanus sabinus (Atlantic stingray)
Lineage: Eukaryota; Metazoa; Chordata; Chondrichthyes; Myliobatiformes; Dasyatidae
Gene: bmpr1aa
Product: bone morphogenetic protein receptor, type IAa
Exons: 14
Coding region: 408-1979 (523 amino acids)
Biological process (GO): dorsal/ventral pattern formation; protein phosphorylation; BMP signaling pathway
Cellular component (GO): signaling receptor complex; plasma membrane
Molecular function (GO): metal ion binding; transforming growth factor beta receptor activity, type I; SMAD binding
Source: RefSeq, a predicted model, not a curated record